AUGGCGAACAUGCUUCCAUUGACCGCGCCAGACACGGACACCCUCUUCGGGGAGCUCCACACCUUGCAGGAAGACUUCAGCGCCUUCCAAGCGACGAUCCAGCGGCGAUGCGACUGCAACGCCCAGCCAUACCCGCCGCGGCCGCCCCCGGCCAACGCGCAAUGCGCCUGCAACCCGUGCAACUGCCCGACGACGGACCACCCGUGCAACCGAGGCUCCGCGCCGACAGGCAGAGAUCUGAGUGAUGCAGGCCUGCGCCGGAUGCUCAACCGGCUGACGAGAGAGGUGCGGAACUUCCAGGCCGGGCAGGGUGCGACGUGCGGCUGUGCUGGACGUGACGGGGCCCACAGCGCAGGUAAUACCAGUCCAGCCCCAGCAAGCAGCUAG
Messenger RNA from Diaporthe amygdali, 387 nucleotides. RefSeq lists its product as uncharacterized. The transcript has a single exon. The coding region runs from base 1 to 387 and encodes 128 amino acids. The record is from RefSeq and is a predicted model, not a curated record. NCBI's taxonomy places the organism in Eukaryota, Fungi, Ascomycota, Sordariomycetes, Diaporthales, Diaporthaceae.